CAAGCCACCGUCGGGCGGGCAUUCCUUUAAACUUGGCGUCAAUCUGGCAGGCACGAAGCAGAAAUGUCGGAGAAGUCGGAGGAACUGAUGGACUUUGAAGAAGAGGAGGUGGAGAACGCGUCCCAGUCUUCACAGGGGGAGGACGCAUCCCAGUCUUCCCCGGACCAUCGUGAAGUCUAUGGACAAGGUCUUCUUCGCGACAUCGAGGCGGCCCGCCCCAAGGCUCUGGCUGCAGCUUACCGCUCGGGCAGCAUCACCCUCCGGGACAUUGUGGACGCGGCCCGCCUUUCCUCCCCCCACCCCCUUGCCGUCCCCACUGUUGACUUUGACCUAGACGAGGAGGAGUUCGUGGAGAUGUCAAACGAUGAAGCCGACGCGUGGACACAACUUCAGACCAUCUUCAACCAGCGGCUGCAGGCUGAGCUCGACCAGGCGGCGGAGGACGCGGAGCAACGGGCCCGAGAUGAGGAGGCCGCUCGGAGGGCUCGGGAGCUAACAGCUCAGCGGGAGAGGGAGGAAGAAGCUGCGCGGGCCGUGCAACGGGAGCGGGAGCGCGAGGAAGCGGAGAGGCGCGCGAUAGAACAGCGGCGAGCGGCCAGGAGGCAACUAUACAACGACACGGUGAAGGCUCGCCACGAGUUCGAAGAAAGGAGGAAUCGUCUUCGCCCCGUCGAGACAUCGGCCGCUCCGUCCCUCUCUGCCCCCCCCCCCCCCCCCCCCCCCCCCCCCCCCCCCCCCCCCC
Molecule: messenger RNA, 742 nt
Organism: Ectocarpus sp. CCAP 1310/34
Lineage: Eukaryota; Phaeophyceae; Ectocarpales; Ectocarpaceae
Source: the annotation of a GenBank genome assembly